AUGUGUGUGUUUCUCGACGUUUCGCUGUCUCUCUGUCUCUGUCUCUGUCUCUGUAUCUCUGUAUCUCUCUCUGUCUCUCUGUCUCUCUGUCUCUGUCUCUCUCUCUCUCUCUCAAACUCUCUCUGUCUGUCUCUCUCUCUCUCUGUGCUUUUCCUUUCCUGGGCGUUGGCUGCGCCGCUAGCGGCUGACCACGCCUUGGUCUUAUCUGAUACGCCUGCUGUGGCAGAGGAGGUGCCUGCGCCUCCAGCUCAUGCAGCCGAGGCCGAUGGCUCUAUUCCCCUGUUUGUGCCUUCCCACGAGUGGCAGCCCGUGCUCGAGGGCCAGAGCAUUCCAGCUGGACUGCAGGUCGAGUUUGACUUACAAAAUGGGGGCAAACGCGCACGCCUGCUUCCUGGUCACACUUACAAGCCUGCCUCCAAGCCCGGUGCCCCGGGUGACGAGGCGGAGACGGAUGUAAACCCGGCCCGACGCCCGGGGCUUUUGCUCUCCGACCAACCUGCCGCAGAAAGCACGGUCGCACGCGCCGUCACUGGCUUGCGCGCCAGCGCCAACGCCGCCACGGACCAGGGACCCAUCGUCCUCGAUGAUCGAACCAAAACUGCCUUGCGUGAGCUGUCAGAUGACCCGCAAGGGGUCAAUUCGCGCUUUGACAAUCUCAGCCCAGAGGAGGCCCGCCAACUCACCGACUACAUGCAAAAGCUCUAUGCCAAGAUGAUGCGCGACGAGGGUCAUGAACUGCAAACCCACAUUCAACACCUCCAAGCCCUGCAGUCCACCUUGGUGGCCUCUGCCAACGCUUCAGAAGAGGAAAUGCUUGCAUCCGUGCCUGAUAUCCUCAACGUUCUGGACGCCAUCGAGGACCUCAUCCAUCAAGGGGACAUGGGGCGGGACCUGCACAAGCUGGGAGGUCUGACGCCGCUCGUGCAGCUCCUCAUGCUGCCCACCCAUGGCUCAGCUCCCACUGCGUUGGUCCGCUCAAGUUGGUACAAAGUGGCUGCACGAAGUGCCACCGUGCUUGGCGCCGCCAUGCAAAACAACGCCGAGGUACAAAGCCAGGCCCUGGACAAUGGUGCCCUUUCCGGUCUUUUGGAGCUCUUGCGACAUCGCUGCGCUGCCACCACCCCUGUGGUGUGCGAGCUCCUUCACAAGCGCACUCUGUUUGCCCUCGCUGCGCUGCUUCGCCACCAUGCCAAUGCCACGACCAUGUUCGUGGCAGAUCAUGGCCUGGAAUCCGUCAUGGCGCUGUGGCAGCAACUACACGCCCUCGACACGGCCGACGCCGUCGCGUCUCGCUCCCACAGUCUGACGCAAAAAUUGGCCACCUUGUUGACAGACUUGCUCCUCUUUACUACCAAGGCAAGCAUGCCUGCCACGGAUCACGAGAUGGAGCGGCUGGAGUACCUCAACACCAAGCGGGGUCUGGUUGCCGAGCUUACUCUUGCUCAAAACAUCAAGCGCCUCGGGGCAUGUGAUAUGAUCGAGACCAACUUGGGUCAACCCGAUGUCACCUUUGCGACUCUGGAGGCCUUUGCCGAGCUCCGCCUCAUCCUUGCCGACGUGUGCAACCCCCUGGCCCUCUCGGUCACCACUAAUCUGCGCCGCAUGCAGACCGAUCUCGACCCCACGGACGAGUAUGAGGGUGACUUGGCCCGCCUUUUGGCUGCCACGCUCACUGCUUGAACCCACCAUGAUGUGAGCGUUUGUCACACCGUUGGUGUGGGCGCAGAGAGUGUUCUUUUUGACAUGAGGUUCUUUACAAUCGAUAAUCAGACUGGC
Monosiga brevicollis MX1 is the source of this 1776-nucleotide messenger RNA. RefSeq lists its product as uncharacterized. Lineage: Eukaryota; Choanoflagellata; Craspedida; Salpingoecidae. The record is from RefSeq and is a predicted model, not a curated record. The coding region runs from base 1 to 1680 and encodes 559 amino acids. The transcript has 2 exons.